UCCUGGCAUUGUGUUUCUUUGGACGAAGAGAGGCCUAAAACCCUGUCAUCUCUCUCUCUCUCUCUUCGCUGGGGAAGACUUUGUCUUCCUCUUUGAUCUGCAACUAAAGAAAGUUUUUCUUUCUUGCCCUUUGGGUAAAUGGGUUUCUGCUAAUUUGUAUUGAAGAUUAGUGAGGCUCAUGUUUCCAGGCCUUAGAAGAAGAAAUUGGACAUAGGGGACAAAUCCUUAGCUUCAUUGUGGAGGAAAUUCGGGUUUUCUUUUAAAGGUAUGUGUCAAUUAUAACUGUUUUGAGCUGAAAUUGGAGACAUGACAAGGGGAAGGAUAAGGGAGAAGCUCCACCGGAGCCAUCUUUACUCAUUUUCAUGCCUCCGGCCAAGUACCAUGGAGGCUGAGGGGCUGAAUUCAGUUCACGGCUCACGAACUGUACACUGCAACGAACCUCAACUCCACCAGAAGAAACCUCUGAAUUACUGCUCGAAUUAUACUUCAACCACAAAGUAUAAUAUUGUUACAUUCUUCCCCAAGGCAAUCUUUGAGCAAUUUCGAAGGGUUGCUAAUGUGUACUUUCUUUUGGCUGCGGCUCUUUCGCUCACAGCAAUUUCGCCAUUCAGUGCUGUAAGCAUGAUUGCUCCGCUGGCAUUUGUUGUUGGGCUCAGUAUGGCAAAGGAAGCCCUGGAAGAUUCACGUAGGUUCGUUCAAGAUAUGAAGGUUAAUCUCCGGAAAGUCAGUGUUCAUAAAGGGAAUGGCGUUUUUGGUUAUAGGCCGUGGCAUAAGAUUCGAGUGGGAGAUGUGGUGAAAGUGGAAAAGGAUCAAUUUUUUCCUGCAGAUUUGCUUCUCUUGUCAUCUACUUAUGAGGAUGGGAUCUGCUAUGUGGAGACUAUGAAUUUAGAUGGUGAGACAAACUUAAAAAUAAAGAGAUCUUUGGAGGUAACCUUGACUUUGGAUGAUGAUGAAUCCUUCAGGGAUUUCACAGGGAUAAUUCACUGUGAAGACCCAAACCCCAGUCUUUACACCUUUGUGGGUAAUUUGGAUUAUGAUCGUCAGGUUUUUAAUCUUGAUCCUGCUCAGAUUCUCCUUAGAGAUUCAAAGCUCAGGAAUACAGCUUAUGUGUAUGGUGUUGUGAUCUUCACUGGUCAUGAUAGCAAAGUCAUGCAGAAUGCAACAAAGUCUCCUUCGAAAAGGAGCGGCAUUGAAAAAAAGAUGGACUAUGUGAUAUACAUCCUUUUCACUCUCCUUGUACUGAUCUCAGUGAUAAGCUCGAUAGGCUUUGCUGUCAAGACUAAGUACCAAGUACCUAAAUGGUGGUAUUUACAACCUCGGAGUACUGAUAAUAUAUUUAAUCCCGAGAAGCCCGGCUUGACUGGGUUUUAUCAUCUGAUCACUGCUCUCAUCCUUUAUGGAUAUUUAAUACCGAUCUCGCUUUAUGUUUCAAUUGAGGUUGUCAAGGUUUUGCAAGCAACCUUCAUGAACCAAGACAUACAUAUGUAUGAUGAAGAGACUGGGAAUCCUGCUCAAGCGCGGACAUCGAAUUUGAAUGAGGAGCUGGGCCAGGUAGACACAAUCCUCUCUGAUAAAACUGGCACUUUGACCUGCAAUCAGAUGGAUUUUCUUAAGUGCUCCAUUGCCGGAACUGCAUAUGGUAUGCGUUCUAGUGAAGUUGAACUUGCUGCUGCAAAACAGAUGGCUAUCGAGGAGGAAGCCGAUCUUUCCAAUUUUCCCAUGCCUGUAGAUAGGCAACAUGGUUCAACGAAGAAUGUCAGAAGAGGUUCCGAAAUUGAACUGGAGACUGUUAUUACUUCUAAUCAUGGAAAUGAUCAGAAACCUACCAUAAAAGGGUUUAGCUUUGAGGACAGCCGCCUCAUGAAUGGAAAUUGGUUGAAAGAACCAAAUGUUGAUGUCCAUAAACUGUUUUUCCGGAUAUUAGCAAUUUGUCAGAGUGCAAUUCCUGAGCUGAAUGGAGACACUGGGAAUUUUACAUAUGAAGCAGAGUCACCUGAUGAAGGGGCUUUUCUUGUUGCAGCAAGAGAAUUUGGUUUUGAGUUUUGUAAAAGAACUCAAUCAAGUGUGAUCAUCCGUGAAAGAUAUCCUAAUCCAAGACAACCAGUUGAAAGGGAGUACAAAAUUCUGAAUAUACUGGAGUUCACCAGCAAAAGAAAGCGAAUGUCUGUAAUUGUGAAGGAUGAGGAGGGAAAUAUUCUGCUUCUAUGCAAAGGUGCUGACAGCAUCAUUUUUGAGCGACUUUCAAGGAAUGGAAGAAUAUACGAGGAAGCUACUACCAGGCAUUUGAAUGAAUAUGGAGAAGCUGGGUUGCGUACAUUGGCACUUGCUUAUAGAAAACUUGAUGAGUCUGAGUAUGCCACUUGGAAUGAUGAGUUUCAGAAAGCUAAAACAUCUAUUGGGGGUGAUAGAGAGGCAAUGCUUGAGCGGGUAUCAGAUAUGAUGGAAAGAGAGUUGAUACUUAUUGGUGCUACUGCUGUGGAGGACAAAUUGCAAAAAGGGGUACCCCAGUGCAUUGAUAAACUUGCACAAGCUGGUCUCAAGAUCUGGAUUUUGACAGGCGAUAAGAUGGAAACGGCAAUCAACAUAGGAUUUGCUUGUAGUUUGCUUCGACAGGGCAUGAAGCAGAUCUGUAUAACGACAAUGAAUUCAGACACAUUAGUGAAAGAUGGCAAAGAGGCUGUGAAAGAGCACAUUUUGAAUCAACUCACCAAUGCCUCUCAAAUGAUAAAGCUGGAUCAGGAUCCACAUGCUGCAUUCGCAUUAAUUAUCGAUGGGAAAACUCUGACCUAUAUUUUAAAGGAUGAGAUGAAGCAUCAAUUUUUGGGAUUAGCAGUUGAUUGUGCAUCUGUCAUAUGCUGUCGCGUCUCUCCCAAGCAAAAGGCAAUGGUAACGAGGUUAGUAAAAGAAGGAACUGGGAAAACCACCUUAGCAGUAGGUGAUGGUGCAAAUGAUGUGGGAAUGAUCCAAGAAGCUGAUAUUGGUGUUGGCAUUAGUGGGGUUGAAGGUAUGCAGGCUGUAAUGGCUAGUGACUUCUCCAUUGCCCAGUUUCGGUUUUUGGAGAGACUUCUGGUAGUCCAUGGACAUUGGUGCUACAAGAGAAUUGCUCAGAUGGUUUGCUAUUUCUUCUACAAAAAUAUAGCAUUUGGUCUUACCCUCUUCUACUUUGAGGCAUUUGCAGCCUUUUCUGGGCAGUCAAUUUAUGAUGAUUGGUACAUGCUGUUGUUUAAUGUUAUACUUACCUCAUUACCUGUCAUUUCACUUGGAGUUUUUGAACAAGACGUGUCUUCUGAGGUCUGCCUUCAGUUCCCGGCACUAUAUCAGCAAGGCCCUAGAAACCUGUUCUUCGACUGGUACAGGAUACUGGGGUGGAUGGGCAACGGUGUCUAUUCCUCCCUCGUUAUCUUCUUCCUCAACAUUAUCAUCUUCUACGAUCAGGCAUUCCGAGCUGGAGGCCAGACAGCUGAUAUGGCAACUGUGGGUACAACCAUGUUCACUUGCAUCAUCUGGGCUGUCAACUGCCAGAUUGCACUCACAAUGAGCCACUUCACAUGGAUCCAACAUCUCUUUGUCUGGGGCAGCAUCGUCACUUGGUACCUGUUUCUCAUACUCUAUGGCAUGACAUCACCACUUAUUUCUGGGAACGCCUACCAACUUCUGGUUGAAGUUCUUGGUCCUGCUCCUAUAUAUUGGGCAGCCACCCUUUUAGUAACAAUUGCUUGUAAUCUUCCUUACUUUGCCCACAUAUCUUUCCAAAAAUGUUUUAACCCAAUGGAUCAUCAUGUCAUCCAAGAAAUCAAGUACUACAAGAAAGACAUCGAGGAUCAACGCAUGUGGACUAGGGAGCGGUCCAAAGCAAGACAGGAUACCAAGAUUGGGUUCACAGCAAGGGUGGAGGCUAAAAUCAGGCACUUGAGAGGGAGGCUGCAGAAGAAGCACUCCAACAUGGUUGCCUCGUGACAUGUCCCUGACUUUUCAUUUUCUGAAAAAAUUUUCCUAGGGUUUGUGGCCUUUCAUAGUUUUACCAUUCUUUGUUUUCUUGGUUUUUUUUUUUUUUUUUUUGGUCAUAUUCAUCACAGAAACGCAUUAGAUAGGGCCUGUUGUAUGUACAAUACUUAUUGAGUUGAAGAAUAGUUGAUUUUUGCCUAAAA
Messenger RNA from Alnus glutinosa, 4148 nucleotides. RefSeq names its product probable phospholipid-transporting ATPase 4. Lineage: Eukaryota; Viridiplantae; Streptophyta; Magnoliopsida; Fagales; Betulaceae. The record is from RefSeq and is a predicted model, not a curated record. Gene Ontology annotation, cellular component: plasma membrane. The coding region runs from base 307 to 3957 and encodes 1216 amino acids. Gene Ontology annotation, biological process: phospholipid translocation. Gene Ontology annotation, molecular function: ATP hydrolysis activity; ATP binding; magnesium ion binding. The transcript has 11 exons.